GGUAUGGGGGAUAAUAAGUUUAUCACUAGUAUUUAUUUGGCAAUUAUACACACUUUGGUUACUCAUCCAACUUCAUGAAUCCGCCCCUGGAUUGCGCUAUAGCCGCUAUCUUCGCCUUUCAAUGGCUGCCUUUGGUGAAAAGCUAGGGAAGAUUUUGGCCCUAUUGCCAACAAUGUACCUAUCAGGUGGUACUUGUGUUACACUUAUUAUUAUUGGAGGUAGCACUAUGAAGAUUUUCUUCCAAACUGUUGGUGCUUAUAAUACCCCUGUAAGUACAAUAGAGUGGUAUCUUGUGUUCACUGUCUCAGCAAUAGUUCUUGCUCAGCUUCCUAAUUUAAAUUCCAUAGCUGGAAUAUCUCUCAUCGGUUCGCUCUCCGCUGUGACCUAUUGUACUAUAACAUGGGUAAUUUCUAUUGUAAAAGGAAGGCCACAAGAUGUUUCAUUUGAAACUGUUGAAAAUAAAUCUGAUGUUGCAAGAAUUUGUAGCAUUUUGAAUGCUCUUGGAAUGAUAGCUUUUGCAUUCAGGGGCCAUAAUCUUGUUCUUGAGAUUCAGGGUACAAUGCCUUCUAGCUUAAAGAGUCCAUCUCAUGUGCCAAUGUGGAAAGGAGUCAAGUUCUCAUAUUCUAUCAUUGCUUUGUGUUUGUUUCCAUUGGCAAUUGGAGGAUACUGGGCUUAUGGAAACUUGAUGCCAAAUGAAGGGAUAUUGAGUGCAUUGGACAACUACCAUGGAGAAGACACUUCAAGAGCAAUUCUAGGGCUAACAAGUUUACUAGUAGUAAUCCAUUGCCUUACCUCAUUCCAAAUCUAUGCAAUGCCAGUUUUCGAUAACUUAGAGUUUCGAUACACCAGCAACAAGAAACAACCAUGUCCAUGGUGGCUUAGAACAGGAUUGAGAUUAUUCUUUGGAUGCCUAGCACUUUUCAUAGCAGUAGCACUACCUUUUUUGCCAAGUUUGGCUGGGCUCAUUGGUGGCAUUGCUCUGCCUGUUACCUUGGCACAUCCUUGUUUAAUGUGGAUAAUGAUCAAGAAACCUAAGAGAUAUAGUUCAAGUUGGUUUGUUAAUUGGUCACUUGGAGUUUUGGGCUUGGUUCUAAGUGUUGUUUUGGUAUUUGGUGCAAUUUGGACUAUAGCAAUUCAAGGUUUGGAUGUCCAUUUCUUCAAGCCCCAGUGAAUAGCUCUAUUGCUCGAACUCUUCAAAAAUGUCAACAGGUGCGUGUCGGAUUCGCUAAAACUAGUAUAUUUUUGGAGAAUCCGACACGGGUGCGACAUCAAAAAUGAAGAGUCCACGCAACUUAGUUGAAUAGACCUAAAAGGCUCGACAAAUUGAUGAAAUCUAACUAGUAACUUUAUUGGUGAAAAUGGGAAGAAAAAGAACUUACAACAGCCAGCCAACCAACAGGACGUGCAAGUUGCAACCUCUUCAUGUAAUCUGUAAAUAUAAAAGCAUACAAGCACUUGUAUCUUGUUGUUGACUUCAAUGUACUACUUGUGUAAAAAUGAUAUUAUUGCUUGUCAAGAAAACAUGUUCAGACUGAUCAA
This is a messenger RNA of Capsicum annuum, 1539 nucleotides long. RefSeq names its product lysine histidine transporter-like 8. The record is from RefSeq and is a predicted model, not a curated record. NCBI's taxonomy places the organism in Eukaryota, Viridiplantae, Streptophyta, Magnoliopsida, Solanales, Solanaceae. Gene Ontology annotation, cellular component: plasma membrane.